Molecule: messenger RNA, 819 nt
Organism: Paramecium octaurelia
Lineage: Eukaryota; Ciliophora; Oligohymenophorea; Peniculida; Parameciidae
Source: the annotation of a GenBank genome assembly
AUGUUGUCGGCUCAAGAAGUAAAAGCAUUUGCAAAAAGAGCUAAUGGAGACUUGAAUGCCCUUAAGGUUUAUUUUAAGAGAAAUUUUGAGGCUCUAGCCAAGUUAAUUAGNGUACAUUAAGUUCAACAGGUAGCAUGCACAUUAGUAUAAAUAGGCGAUGUAGCUGAAUAUUUUAAGUUAAUGCUUAUUUAGGUGAUUGAGUUGCUUAGCACAACCAAAAUCUCUAAAGCUUAUAUUACACGAGUAUAAAACCUGGAUAAUAUAUAGUACCACCAUAACACAUGUAGAAAAAUAAUACGAACACAGGCUCAAAGCAGAAAUGAUGUUCAUUCAUUCAAAAAGAACCGAAUUGCUCUUCAUAACAUCGAUAACCUACAGAAGCUUGGCAAAUUUAAAAACACCCUGUUAGUGCUUUCAAAUAUAAUUGAGCAGUAACACACCAUAUUACUAAAUAGAGUGCAUCUUUAUGGCAAUUUUAAAGUAACAUAUAAUUCAUAUACAGUUGCAGACAAAUAUUUUCAUUCUAAACUUCUAAUUCAUUUGUAAAACCCCUUGGAUUAUAGGAACCAUUUAAAAAACAUCAAAUAUUAAGAUUUAUUCUAAUAAUACUAGGAGUAUAUAAAACCAAAGACUUUACAAUUGCGAUUUGAAUUAUUGAAAGACAAAGAUACUGAUGUUAGAACGUUGAAAUUGUUAGAUGAACAUUUUUAAAACUUAGAAGAACAUUAGUUGUAGUUCAACAAUAUUUUAUCGAAUAAAUAUGUGAAAUUCUUUGAGAAGGAUGUUAAAAUGAAAAUUAGAUUUAGGAGCAAUUUAUGA